AUGUUGGUCCCCAAGUCGAACCGCAUUGCGGUGUACUCGUACCUGUUCAAGGAAGGUGUGAUGGUCGCCAAGAAGGACUUUGCUCUGCCCAAGCACGAGGCCGUGGAGGUGCCUAACCUUCAAGUGAUCAAGCUCAUGCAGUCGCUCAAGUCCCGUGGCUACGUGAAGGAGACGUUCAACUGGCAGUGGUUCUACUGGUACCUCACCAACGAGGGAAUCGAGUACCUCCGCUCGUACUUGCACUUGCCUGCGGAGAUUGUGCCUGCUACGCUCAAGAAGCAGGCGGCACGUCUGACGCACCCGCAGGGUCCGUCUUCCGGCGGCUUUGGCCGUGGAAACCGCUUUGACAAGGAGAAGGGUGUGGGUCCGUCGGGUGACUUCAACCCGGAGUUCCGCCGUGGUGGCCAAGAUGGACCUCGUCGCGGUGGCCAGGACGGCUACCGUCGUGAGGCUUCUAACUAA
Messenger RNA from Peronospora matthiolae, 462 nucleotides. The record is from the annotation of a GenBank genome assembly. NCBI's taxonomy places the organism in Eukaryota, Oomycota, Peronosporomycetes, Peronosporales, Peronosporaceae.